AUGACUCGCACCCGCAAACAGUUCUCCAGCUCCCACGGCAAAUGGGCCCUAACAACGCCGAAAGCAAACCUUCCUACAUUGAAACCUCUUAAAGUCCAAUCCUCGCGAUGCCCUCGCCGUGUACCGUCCAUCGAUGAAGAGUCAAUUUCACUAGCGUACUCUGAUACACCCCUUCCAGGGGAGAGGAUCUUCUCUGGGGCAGAAUGGACGCCGCAAUUUGAAGAGAUUCCAACAUGGGCGUUGUAUGAGAUGGGAAUACUGUAUGAUGAUGCCUUUGAGCUGGAUGAUGUGAGGGAGUCAGUUUGCCCGGUGGAUGGAGGCAAGUCGACCGAGGUAGAUGUGUGUCAGAGCCCGACGCUGUCGUAUUGUGAUGUUGCAGGUGAUGAGGCACUGGCGACGUGGGCCAUGGAGGAUGACUAUGUUGAUUUGGGAGUUGGAUGCACUGGUGACUUGUAG
Messenger RNA from Pochonia chlamydosporia 170, 456 nucleotides. RefSeq lists its product as hypothetical. Lineage: Eukaryota; Fungi; Ascomycota; Sordariomycetes; Hypocreales; Clavicipitaceae. The record is from RefSeq and is a predicted model, not a curated record. The coding region runs from base 1 to 456 and encodes 151 amino acids. The transcript has a single exon.